CGCUCCAUUCUGAUAACGAGCUUACCUUGGGUUUAUAUAGGUCCAUCAUACAUGUUUCACUCUCACAACACGACGGACCGCUAUUAGAAUUUUCUUCCGAGAAAAUUCAAAAAGCUUGUGCUUGUCAUGCAUGCCUCUGGUCUUCUGAUUCUGAAGCCAUAAGAAAGAGAAAAGAAGAUUUGUCAAUCAUCAGAGUUGUAUAUCUCAUAAGAAAUUCAGGACAGGGUAGAGGCCAAGAUUAUAAUUGAAACCUGUGGGUGAUGGAUAGCUCAGGUUCUUGUUCAAGUGGUGUUAAAUCAGAGCCUCAGGUUCCUCCGAAGAAGCCUCGGGUUGUACUUGCUGCUUGUGGAUGUACUGCUGCUGUAAAAUUUGGACUUCUUUGUCGUUGUUUUUUAGAAUGGGCAGAAGUAAGAUGUAUUGUCACACAAUCAUCGUUGUUUUUUAUUGAUAGAGCAACGUUUCCCAAUGAUGCAAAUGCUUAUCACGAUGAACAUGAGUGGUAUAUUUGGAGAGGAAUGGACGUUGAGCUUCUUGAAUGGGCUGAUAUAUUGGUCAUUGCUCCGUUGUCGGCGAAUACCCUUGCCAAGAUUGCGGGGGGCUUAUGUGACGAUCUACUGACAAGUACUGUGCGAGCAUGGAACCCCAUGAAAAAGCUAGUUUUUGCUGCACCAUCGAUGAGCCCUUUUACGUGGAAAAAUCCUUUAACAAAAGAGCAAUGCUUGUGCAUUGUUAAUCUUGGCAUUACUAUCAUUCAACCCGUUAAACGGAGGUCAGGUGCAGAGGAAUAUGAGACUGGUGCAAUGGCUGAACCUUCUGACAUUUCUCGCUAUGUGAGGAUCUCAUAUGAGAACUUUCUGCAAAGCAAUGUCGGUAGUUCUGAUUCUAGAAGUGAUUUUCCAUGUAAAAACUGAAGCUACCAGUUGUACCUUUAGCAUCAUAGACGCUAGUUUGUGACUGGACCCGCGUAAUAGGCGUAUGUCCAAACACAGCUAGCCAUGUCGACAAUUAUGGAUCCUUUUUGUUUCUUUUUCUAUUGAUUGGUCCUUUCUGAUCUUUUGUUAUAUUGGGAUCAUAGUUGCAGUGACCUUAGAGUGGAAGGUCUGUGUUUGUUGCUUGUGCACUUAGUUGUAGUUGUAGAUGUGUACCUCUUGAUAUAGGCACAAAGGAUUGUUUUCCAUGUAGCAUCAUUAGGUACAAAAAUUAGUAAACAUGAAGUUGGC
Molecule: messenger RNA, 1220 nt
Organism: Cajanus cajan (pigeon pea)
Lineage: Eukaryota; Viridiplantae; Streptophyta; Magnoliopsida; Fabales; Fabaceae
Product: phosphopantothenoylcysteine decarboxylase
Biological process (GO): coenzyme A biosynthetic process
Cellular component (GO): phosphopantothenoylcysteine decarboxylase complex
Molecular function (GO): FMN binding; phosphopantothenoylcysteine decarboxylase activity
Source: RefSeq, a predicted model, not a curated record